Molecule: messenger RNA, 730 nt
Organism: Cuscuta campestris
Lineage: Eukaryota; Viridiplantae; Streptophyta; Magnoliopsida; Solanales; Convolvulaceae
Source: the annotation of a GenBank genome assembly
GGCCUUGGCGGGAGCGGGGGCUGGUGCACGACUUGGGCCUGCGCCGUCCCGGUCUCCGGACUUCUUCCGGAAGGUGCUGUCUUGAAUUAUCCAAAUCUUUGUCAUCUUCGUAUCCGGGCCGGCGAUGGAGAUGUCGGCGGAGAUGAUGAGGUCCAUGACGAGGAAGGCGUAUGGCAAGCUCCGCCAUGUGGAUCAUCACGAAUUUCGCCCAAUUGAUGGAGGCGCCGUGGAUGAUGGCAUGAAUCGCCUUCAAGUCCUCGUUGAAGAGCGAGGUAUGGCCGCUGUCCCGGGGGCGGAGAAUCCGGGUGAUGAUGUAGAGGAGGAGGCGCAUGUCCGGUGGGGCCGAGUGAAUCGUCGGUGCGCCGCUGUGGCGGAUGAGGUUGGUGAUCCCAAGCUCUCGGAUGACCACCGCCUCGUUUUUGAGGAUCCAAUCAUCGCCGCCAUACGUUGCGAUGUCGUCACCGCGGAUGGGCAGCCCUGCGACCCGAGCAAAGGUAGGCAAAUCAAUCUCUAUGUCGUAGAGAUUGAUGCUGCUGCGAAUGGUGUCCCCGUCACGGCGGAGAUUGGAGUAGAAAGCCCGGACGAAGGCGGGAUUGAAGCUCGAGCGGCUCUUGGAGACGAAUGGCCACAAACCCGACGCUUGGAGUUGGUUGUCGAGGUCGUGGUACCCUUUGUCUUGGGGAAACAACUCCGGGAGCACGCGAGGUGGAGAGAUCGGGCGCUUGGCAAA